AUGUACAACACAAGUCCUUACUUUAACCUCACCAUGUUUGUCAACAUUGACUCGUACCGCUACCCUGCGUUGGUCACAUGCCUCCUUCUCUACAUCUUCAUCGUGUGCGCCAACAGUGCCGUUGUGCUGACUAUCUGGCGUGAAAAAACCCUUCACGAGCCCAUGUACAUAUUCGUCGCUAGCUUGUCCUUGAAUGCCCUGUACGGCUCCAUGGGCUUCUUCCCCCGCUUUCUGUUGGACCUAUCGUCCAACGUUCACCUUAUUUCACGUGCCGCCUGUUUCACGCAGAUUUACAUCAUCUACUCAUAUGCGGGCCACGAGAUGACCAUGCUGUGUCUCAUGGCCUACGACCGCUACCUAGCCGUGUGCCACCCGCUUCACUACCACACCAGGAUGACGGUGAAAAAGGCCUUGACCCUUGUCACCCUGGCGUGGGUUUUGCUAGUCUUCUUCCUCAUCAUCAUCAUCUCCCUUUCCGCUCCGUUACCCUUGUGUGGCAACGAGAUCCAAAAGGUGUUCUGCGCCAAUUGGAAUGUGGUUAAACUGUCAUGCGUGCCCACAGUGGUCAACAAUAUUGUGGGCAUGUUCAUAACCAUCAGUACCGUUUUUCUCCCGUUGGUUUUCGUCCUUUUCACAUACACACGCAUUAUAAGUGUCACCUGGAAACGCUCGGCGACUUUCAAAAGGAGAGUAUUUCAGAGUUGUUUGCCGCACGUUGUCUCAUUUGUCAUUUAUUCUAUUGCGAUAUUUUGUGAUAUCUCCUUGAGCAGGUACGACGUGGAUGAAAUGAACCCCGUUGUACCUAUAAUCUUAUCUCUGGAGUUUGUUGUGAUUCCGCCACUUCUCAACCCUUUGUUGUAUGGUUUGAAGCUGUCCGGUAUACGCAGAAAUAUCUUCAGGAUGCUCUAA
Corythoichthys intestinalis (scribbled pipefish) is the source of this 909-nucleotide messenger RNA. Its product is annotated as putative gustatory receptor clone PTE03. Bases 1 to 909 code for a protein of 302 amino acids. Gene Ontology annotation, biological process: detection of chemical stimulus involved in sensory perception of smell; G protein-coupled receptor signaling pathway. The transcript has a single exon. Gene Ontology annotation, cellular component: membrane. The record is from RefSeq and is a predicted model, not a curated record. Gene Ontology annotation, molecular function: G protein-coupled receptor activity; odorant binding; olfactory receptor activity. Lineage: Eukaryota; Metazoa; Chordata; Actinopteri; Syngnathiformes; Syngnathidae.